Molecule: messenger RNA, 567 nt
Organism: Trypanosoma rangeli
Lineage: Eukaryota; Euglenozoa; Kinetoplastea; Trypanosomatida; Trypanosomatidae
Exons: 1
Coding region: 1-567 (188 amino acids)
Source: RefSeq, a predicted model, not a curated record
AUGAACGCUGCGGUGAGUGGCGUGACAAGGAUUGCCGACGGCUGUAACCUGACGGGGGCCCCGUUGCGGAUUGUAUGGCCAGUGAUUGAGCGGGCGGGGGCGCCUGCGUACAGCUUUGCUGGGCGUGGGGGCCGGCACGUGCAGGAGCUGAGCACGAGCUGGGACGGUAACAAGCGCUGGCGGACGGGCGGCACGGGAGGCGCCUACGUUGACGGCGAGAGGGUGGGGCCACUGGGGGGCACUCUCGUGUCUGCGUCGGUUCCCGGCAGCACGACGGACGCGGGCGAUGGGGCGCGGGCCGAAGAAAUGCUGCUGCCGCCGCAGGAUGAGUUGGUGCACGUCCUUUUUGGGGGGCGGCGAAGCCGGUGCGGGAGGCGCAGGGAACGACGUGAUGCUGACGAACGUUUUGCUAUACAGCCGGCUGUUGAACACCACAGAGCUGAAGGCGCUCGUGGAGGAGAAGCCCGCCCCUCCAGUGACGACAGAAGCGCCGUCAACCACGGCUCCUCUGCAGGUCGCGAGCGACAGCUCCGUGCAUGGGUGUGUGGCUGCCUGUUUCUCUUCUGA